Molecule: messenger RNA, 969 nt
Organism: Lottia gigantea (owl limpet)
Lineage: Eukaryota; Metazoa; Mollusca; Gastropoda; Lottiidae
Exons: 2
Biological process (GO): tRNA modification
Molecular function (GO): RNA binding
Source: RefSeq, a predicted model, not a curated record
AAAAAGAGACCAAAAUCUUACUAUAAGAAAUGUGCCAACAUAAAAAGAAAGAGAUUAAAUCAGCUAGAAAGUGGAAUGAGAGGCUAUAUUGUUACUUGUGACAGAGAAAAAGAAGCCACUAGAGAGGCAUAUAAUUUAUUAAAUGAUUUUGCUGAUCAGUUGUAUGGUGCAGAAAAGGAAGAUUUAGAAGCAGCUAUGAAAAAGGAAGUUGAUGCCAUGAAAGAAACAAAACCUGUUCAACGCAGAUUUCAAAGACUUGAUAGCAGAACUAAAAACUGUUUGUUCAUUAAAACUGAUUUAGAAAAUCCAGCAGAAGUGACCAAUAAAAUUUUUGAAAAUUUGUUGGAAACUAAAACACAACGAACACGAUUUGCAAUGAAACUAAUGCCAGUGGAUGUUACAUGUAAGGCAGUGAAUGAAGAAAUUCUAAAAACAGGAAAAGAUUUAUUUGAAAAACAUUUUUCAACGCCGUUUGGUGAAGGACGUUCUUAUUCUAUUGUAUUCAAGGCUCGAAAUAACAACAGCAUCAAACGGGAUGAUUUGAUUCCACCAUUAAGUCAUUAUGUUGGGGAAUUAAAUCCUGCUCAUACUGUAGAACAUAACAAUCCAGACUUUGUCAUUUCUGUCCAGAUACUGUGUACUGUUUGUUGCAUCAGUAUUUUAAAGAAUUUUAACAAAUUUAGAAAAUAUAAUCUGCAUGAAGUUGUCAAAACCGUAGAAAAUUCUGUCGAUAAAACUGUUGGAGAUGCUGUUAACAAACCUGAUGGUGCUGAUGUGAAACAAAUUGAUGCAACAUCUGUCAAACAAACUGAAGGAGAUGAAGUCAACAAAACUGAUGAUACAAAACAAACUGAUGGUGCCGAGUUGAAACAAUGUGAUGCAACAAGUGAAACUGAUUCUGUUGUUGCUCAAUCUGGUUGUGGUGAUGUUGUUAAAGACACUAGUGAUGCUUCUGUGAAAAAAAUCUGA